Molecule: messenger RNA, 2396 nt
Organism: Rubroshorea leprosula
Lineage: Eukaryota; Viridiplantae; Streptophyta; Magnoliopsida; Malvales; Dipterocarpaceae
Source: the annotation of a GenBank genome assembly
AUAGAGGAGAACAAUGCUGGCAAUGCAGCUGCAGCACUUAUGGCUUGCUUGGCUCUGAAAGCUAAGGUCCUGCAUAAUGGAAAAUGGAGAGAGGAGGAUGCUUCAGUGUUGGUUCCUGGAGACAUAAUAAGCAUCAAACUUGGAGACAUUGUACCUGCUGAUGCUCGUCUUCUGGAAGGAGAUCCUUUAAAGAUUGAUCAAUCAGCUCUCACAGGAGAAUCUCUUCCAGUAACCAAGAAUCCUGGUGAUGGGGUUUACUCAGGUUCAACCUGCAAGCAAGGUGAAAUUGAAGCAGUUGUUAUCGCAACAGGAGUUCACACCUUCUUCGGCAAGGCAGCACAUCUUGUUGAAAAUACUACACAUGUUGGGCACUUCCAGAAGGUUUUAACAGCAAUUGGAAACUUCUGUAUUUGCUCAAUCGCAGUUGGGAUUGUAAUUGAAAUCAUUGUAAUUUAUGGGAUUCAAAAGAGAGGUUAUCGUGUUGGGAUAGAUAACCUACUUGUCCUGCUAAUUGGUGGCAUCCCAAUUGCAAUGCCAACUGUUCUUUCUGUUACAAUGGCCAUUGGCUCCCAUUGUUUGUCUCAGCAGGGUGCCAUAACCAAGAGAAUGACUGCCAUUGAAGAAAUGGCUGGAAUGGAUGUGCUGUGCAGUGAUAAAACAGGCACAUUGACACUAAACAAGCUUACCGUGGACAAGAAUAUGAUUGAGGUCCUAGCCAAAGGUUGUGACAAGGAUAUGGUUGUUCUUAUGGCUGCAACAGCAUCAAGGUUAGAAAAUCAAGAUGCUAUUGAUGCUGCAAUUGUUUCAAUGUUGGCAGAUCCUAAGGAGGCACGAGCUGGGAUUAAAGAGAUCCACUUCCUUCCAUUCAAUCCAACUGAUAAAAGAACUGCACUAACAUACAUAGAUGGUGUUGGUAAAAUGCAUAGAGUUAGCAAAGGAGCACCAGAGCAGAUUCUCAAUCUGGCACACAACAAAUUGGACAUUGAACAGAAAGUGCAUUCAAUAAUUGAUAAGUUUGCUGAACGUGGACUAAGGUCCCUUGGAGUUGCCCACCAGGAAGUACCUGCCAAUGACAAAGACAGUCCUGGUGGCCCCUGGGAAUUUGUUGGCCUUCUCCCUCUCUUUGAUCCUCCUCGCCAUGAUAGUGCUGAAACAAUCAGAAGAGCUCUCGAUCUUGGUGUUGGUGUCAAAAUGAUUACAGGUGAUCAACUUGCAAUUGCCAAAGAAACAGGGAGAAGGCUUGGAAUGGGUACAAGUAUGUACCCCUCUUCAUCCUUGCUUGGCCAAAAUAAGGAUGAUGCCUUUUCAGCACUGCCAAUGGAUGAACUUAUUGAGCAAGCUGAUGGUUUCGCUGGAGUCUUUCCUGAACAUAAAUAUGAAAUUGUGAGGAGAUUACAAGCUAGAAAGCACAUAUGUGGAAUGACUGGUGAUGGAGUGAAUGAUGCACCUGCAUUAAAGAAAGCUGACAUAGGAAUUGCUGUGGCAGAUUCCACAGAUGCUGCCCGCAGUGCUUCUGAUAUAGUUCUUACAGAACCUGGACUUAGUGUAAUCAUCAGUACUGUCUUAACAAGUCGUGCAAUCUUCCAAAGGAUGAAAAACUACACGAUCUACGCCGUGUCUAUCACUAUACGUAUUGUGCUAGGUUUUAUGUUAUUGACUGUUUUCUGGAAAUUCGAUUUCCCUCCUUUCAUGGUUCUUGUCAUAGCAAUCCUUAAUGAUGGUACCAUCAUGACCAUAUCCAAGGACAGGGUCAAGCCUUCUCCUUUGCCUGACAGUUGGAAGUUUAGUGAAAUAUUUGCAACUGGAAUUGUCCUUGGUGGUUACCUGGCUCUAAUGACGGUUUUGUUUUUCUGGGCAGCUUAUGAAACAAGUUUCUUUCCGAAACACUUCCAUGUAAGGGAUUUUAACCAGAACCACUUCAACAUGACAGAUGACAAAGUUUCCUCUAAGCUUAAAGAGCAAUUAGCAUCCGCAGUUUAUCUUCAAAUCAGCACCAUUAGCCAGGCCUUAAUAUUUGUGACUCGAUCAAGGGGCUGGUCACUCACAGAGAGACCUGGCCUUCUGCUUGUGGCUGCCUUUGUUAUUGCCCAACUGAUUGCAACUGUUAUAUCUGCGGUUGCAGACUGGAAAUUUGCUGGGAUCAGAAGUAUUGGUUGGGGAUGGACAGGAGUUAUUUGGCUGUUCAAUAUAAUAACAUACAUGCUUCUUGAUCCUAUCAAGUUUGCAGUCCGGUAUGCACUCAGUGGGAGAGCCUGGAAUCUGGUAGUGAACCAAAGGACUGCGUUCACCAACAAAAGGGACUUUGGGAGGGAAGCUCGUUAGGCAGCAUGGGCAGCUGAGCAGCGAUCAUUGCAUGGCCUGCAGUCCAUCAUUGAGAAUAAAUUAUCUUCCGAGAG